AUGUUCGAUACAUUCACGACACUUGGAUUCCAGCACGAUCUACACUCUACGACAAAUGUCCAAACAGUUUUGUCAAAACUGCCUACCCCUUGCCGACUAGAAUGGAAUAGAUACAAUCUGCAAUGCAACAUCAGACAACCAUCACUCAUCGACCUCACCAAUUGGUUCAACAUCUACGCCGAAGCAUGCAGCGAUUUGCCGAGCAACAGCAACAACAACAACAACACCACCAGAAACAGCAGCAGCAGCAGCAACAACUACAACAGCAGCAACACUCAAGGAUCAUCAUCCAACGGUCACACCCACCAACAUGGACCAUCGGAUCACCGCGCCAAUCAGAACAACCGGAACCAGCAACGCAGCCAGUAG
This is a messenger RNA of Symsagittifera roscoffensis, 369 nucleotides long. Its product is annotated as GATA zinc finger domain-containing protein 24-like. The transcript has a single exon. The record is from RefSeq and is a predicted model, not a curated record. Bases 1 to 369 code for a protein of 122 amino acids. NCBI's taxonomy places the organism in Eukaryota, Metazoa, Xenacoelomorpha, Acoela, Convolutidae.